AUGCCCCCAGUCGACGACAUCCAGAUUGGUGACCUGGUGAAUGUCCCAGGUGGCAUGUAUGGGACCGUCAAAUACCUGGGCCCUGUAGCAGGCAAGCCUGGACGGUUUGCCGGUGUCGAGUUGGCUGGUGAGCAUGCCGAACGAGGGAAGAACAGCGGAGAUGUGGAUGGGAAAAGAUACUUUGCUACGUCUGUUCCAGGAUCAGGUAUCUUCGUUCCCAUUAACAACAAUAGAUAUAUCACAAAACGAGUCGGGACUCCCCCUACGCCGACGCCUACGCGAAGUGCUACGGUGAAUUUCAGCAAAUCCGUCGGGCCUGGUGCCAGUGUGCCUCGACCGCAGUUCAGACGACCUUCUCUGCCCCGAGAUGGUUCCCCCCAUACAACCACAACUUCUCGGCCCAAGCCUGGGUUUGGAAGUCUGCGCACACCGUCCAUGGGAACAAGACCAGGUGCCAGUCCCACUACGCUUUCUCGUCCACGCAGUCCUAUGAAAACACCUUCUCGUCUAGCCACCCCUCGCCCACCAUCCCGAGUAAGCACGGAAUCGGAGACUCCAACAUCUUUACGAAUCUCUGAUCCUUCUUCUAUGCUGUCUGCGCCGGGAGAAGUGCAUGAGUUAAGGGAGCGGGUCAAGGCUCUGGAGACGCAACUUCGGGAGCGUGACAAGCAGCUGAACGAACAGGCAUCAACCCUGGCCGAAUUUCAACGGACUAUCGAGGACUUGGAGGGAUCAGAUGCUCUCUCGAUUCGGGCACAGCUGCGCGAGAAGAAUGAGAAGAUCGCUCAGCUAACCUCAGAGUUCGAUAACCACCGGGCAGAUUUCAGGAGCACCCUAGACACGCUGGAAGUGGCGGCAUCAGAGACGGAGCGAGUCUACGAACAGCGUAUUGAGGAGCUCAUGCAACAGAACAAAGAGCUAAUGGACCACGGAGAGGAUGUCGAGAUUGUUGCUGGACAACUCAAGCAACUUGAAGAGCUGGUAUCUGAAUUGGAGGAAGGACUGGAAGAUGCAAGGCGUGGGGAGGCAGAAGCAAGAGCCGAAAAUGAGUUCCUACGAGGCGAGGUGGAAAGGACAAAGCUCGAACUGGAGAAGGAGCGCGGAGACUCAGCUGCAGCACUGAAAGACGCGAACGGACACCGACACGCAAGGGAACUAGAGCAGAAGGACGACGAGAUUCGUGGUCUCAAAGCCAUAAUCCAUUCCUUGAGUAGAGGGGACACCAACGUGACGGCCUUGCUUCAAAAUGGGAACCAUGAUGCGGAACGCAUUGCUGAACUGGAGCAUCGCGUCCAAGAAUUCGAGCACGCCACUGAAACUAAAUCCCACCGCAUCGAGGAACUGGAACGGGAACUACAACUGCUGCAGCUGAACAGCAACAGCCAGCACAGCCGCAGUUCCACGGUCACCGUCUCUCCCUCGAAUCAGCACGCGUCAACCAAGUCAACAGGGUAUGUUGAAAGCAUGGGCGUCGGCCAUUCUCACAAGCUGUCCGAUCGCACCGUGGUGCCGAAUAGCCAAGAAGAUUUCACUCGCAGUGAUAGUGUCCAUUAUCUGAGUGGUUCUUUCAGUCGUGCGGAACCCGUGCAUGUGCCUGCAGGCUCGGACGAUGGCUCAGCGCUGUGGUGUGAAAUCUGCGAAACGAACGGCCAUGAUAUCCUGAACUGCACCAAUAUGUUCGGCCCUGGUGCUGGAAGGAAUGGCAAUGGCAAUAGCCUGCGUCCCGUCCAGGGACCCCAUGAUGAGAAUUCCUUGAGUCGAUCGCACUCUCCUCUUAGUGAUCAAACUCCGCCCGGGUCAACCCAGCCCAAUGGCUUUGACCAUCUCGGAAUUGGCUCCACCCCUCGGAAGACUGGUCGAGAUGCUGCCAUCGGGGGACUGCGAGGUAUCGGGGGCCUACUUAAUUCCAUGGCCCCCGUUGCAGGAAAGGCAUCAGGAGUUAUCGAUGAAUCAAAGUGGCACAAAAUACCUUCACUCCCAACCUAG
This is a messenger RNA of Monascus purpureus, 1986 nucleotides long. The record is from the annotation of a GenBank genome assembly. NCBI's taxonomy places the organism in Eukaryota, Fungi, Ascomycota, Eurotiomycetes, Eurotiales, Aspergillaceae.